AUGGCGGACAGACUAAUCAUAAGACGAGCUACAUUAGAAGAUUAUCAGGGCGUUAUGGAUAUUGGAGAGAUUUAUCAAGGACGAGAUUAUCUUCCUGCAAAGUAUGAAAAAUAUUUUAAAAAGUUCAACUGCUAUGUUGGUGAAAUAGAUGGUGAAAUUGUGACUUUUCAUGCAGAUAGACUGGUAGACGGCGGCGCAACCAUAGCAACCGCGGCUGCACGUGUUAAAGAGCGUUACCAAGGUCAAGGUAUUUUAGGAGCCAUGUUGAAAAAUGUCUACGAUUCAUACAAACAUGUGACGUCGGUAAAAUAUGAAAUGAUGACAACCAAUAAUGUUAACAUUGGACUGAAUGGUGAAAGAAUUAAACGAAAAUUUACACAGAUUUUAGAAAGGGUAUUGGUGGAGAUUAUUGGAGAAGUAAGAGAUUUUAAACCAAAUAACAUGGAAUCUGAUGAAACCAAAGUUCAAGAACUGACAGCAGGAGAUUUAAAGGAAAUAUUCCAAUCUAAAGAUACGUGUUCCAGAUUAUUUCCUGGAGACAGAAUACUACCCAGUUGGUAUCCAUAUCGUCUGUUACCUGAGAAUAUUCCUCUAAUGAUGGACGGGUUUAAAUUCUGGGGCACUAAAAGUUCUGAUCAAUCAACAUACACGGCAUUGUCUGUUACAGAACAUUUUAACUUAGGAGAAAGGUUGAUGUCCAAAAUGUGUAUGUAUGGCAGUGACGCAAUUGAUAUAAAACAGCACGUUGUGAAACAUAUACAUAAUCUGAAUAUCUUGGUUAAAAGCGGAACAUAUACGUCUAUUAUGAUUCACAUAACUCAUUCACUAGAUUGUCAAGAUACCGCGACAUUUUUAUCGGUUUUUGAAAAGUGUGGUCUUAAAAUUAACAAUGAUUGGCCUAUAAAUAGGAUGAUUCUUUUUGGACGGAACAUAAAAGGCUGUUAAUAUGGAUGGUACCGCGGUUUUUUUAAAAGUGUGGUCUUAAAAUUAACGAUGAUUGGUCUGUAAAUAGGAUGAUUCUAUUUGGACUGAACAUAAAAGGUUGUUAAUAUGGGCGGUACCGCAGUUAAUAACGCGAAGUGUGAAAAUAUUUAACAGGAAAGUUACGUUGUUAAGCCAAAUCAUGGUCUAGGCCAUUUACGAGAUAUGAUGUGUUUAGUCAGUGUUCUGAAGCGGUCUCUGAUUCACGAAUAUAUAUUGUGUAUUUAUUGAUAUAUUGACUGAAACACGGCGGCAAACGUAGCACACCAUGACAGAAUGGAUAGAUCAAGGGUGAGUAACUCGGACCACCUAAUCAGGAGCAAUAUACUACAUUUUGACCUAAAAUAACAAAUUGACUCUUUAACAUUAGGGUCGACCACAUUAUACUUAUCACUACAUUAUAUUUACCUAUUAGUCGUUCACAGCAGUCGAGUAUUGUGUGAGCUAUGCAAAUGGAAUAAAGUAUAUGCGUUGCAUAAGUUGUUAAUAAUUAUUUUUCCGAUUUAAAUUGGGUAAGUCCUGAAAUAUGGGCGCUGCACUAAAACAUCAUAUCGAGUACCUAAUAGAAAGACUGGCCAGCAUUUUAUUGGCAGAACUGAUUAAGAACUAGAUCAGAUUUCACUUCACUUCUGUAACGGUCCCGUCAGGAGUUGUAUGGCAGAAUUAGUGAACUAUGGCCCUGCAA
Molecule: messenger RNA, 1666 nt
Organism: Patella vulgata (common limpet)
Lineage: Eukaryota; Metazoa; Mollusca; Gastropoda; Patellidae
Exons: 3
Coding region: 1-945 (314 amino acids)
Molecular function (GO): acyltransferase activity, transferring groups other than amino-acyl groups
Source: RefSeq, a predicted model, not a curated record